Messenger RNA from Paramuricea clavata, 6673 nucleotides. NCBI's taxonomy places the organism in Eukaryota, Metazoa, Cnidaria, Anthozoa, Malacalcyonacea, Plexauridae. The record is from the annotation of a GenBank genome assembly.
CAAGGCUCAGAUGACUUGAUCAACAGCGUACCACAGAAGAUCGCGUUUGUUGAUUAUACAAAGAUACUGAUUUCAGCUUGUGGUUUUUAUUUAUCGUUCUCUUGUGUGUUCAUGCUUAUAAUCUAUCUUGGAAGAUUCGUGUGAAUGUGCAUCAAGGAGCUUUCACUGACAAACGUAUAUUGUACAUAUAUGCAAGUCGACAGUGUUUGUAUACACUUGUUAUCAGAAUUACGUUCGCAGCAUUAUCAAAUAUAAUUUCAUUAUGCCGGAUACAGUCUACCCCGACGAGUUAAAAGACGUUUACGAUAUACAAGAGACUAUUGGAAGUGGUAAGUAAGCGGCAUAGCUGGUUUUAUGCACUUUAGUUUAUUUUAACCGAUAUAAACACACUUGGUCAUGCAGUCAAUUACAAAUACAAGAUUAAUAGACAGUCAUAAUAAAAUCUACUAUAGGUUUCACUUUUAGCUUGUUUUCCAAGUGAUAUACUGUAUAUGAUCAAGGUAUGCUAUGAUUUUGUGACAACUUUUACAAAUCGCAUCAAAGAAUGUAAACCCGAAUAAACUAUGCCUUUACAUCAGGCAAGAUUCAUGUUGAUUCAUGCGGCAAAAUAAGGCAGAUGUUCGCAGCUUGGUAUACAAAUUUAUGGCGGUGAGAAUUUUACCGAAUACCGGCCUUCGAUUGUCUGCCUUGAACGUUUUUAGUAUAUAAACGCUACAUACAAUGAUCUAGCAGAUCUUGAAUCGAAUUUUACGCGGGUGAUAAAGAUCACAGAAAAGAUUAGUGAAUACCGCGACUGAAGUAUAUCGUGAUGUCUAAAUGGUAUGCAUUUUAUUUUAGUCUUCCGGUUUGUGAAUAAAAAUGUUCGAUUCAUGAACUCUGAGGCGUCUUUGAAUGUAAAUCAUUGUUACAUUUACCACAUUAUAUGUAAAGCCACACUUAAUCAAUCGAAAAAUCAAAUGGGGAUUCUCGUAAAUCGGAAAUAUUUAUAAAAAAUACGAAGCAAUUUGCUUGUACGUCUGCCCAACAACAAGGAAGUCAAGCAUGCCAAUUGCGACACCCGCACAUGAUCACACAUUUUAAGUACAAUUUUAAUUUAGGUUGUCAAUAUUUUACAAAAUAACGUUUUAGACGAAAUUCCGAUUGCCACAAAACGCUUGAAAGUAAAUCACACAUAUAUUUGUGUCAUGAAGUUUAGAAAAUUUCCAUUGUAACGAACAUGACUGACACGGAUUUUUUUUCCCGUUUCAUGAUUUCGAAAGGUCAAUAAAUAUUCACUCAUUAAUCCCGGCAGCGGAAAAUUUAUUGCCGCAAUGUUUUGUUCCAAAAACGAGUGUAACGAUACACGAACAGGUUUCAUAGAUAACUGUCAAGAAAUAUCUUGGAAUGUUAAAAUCAACUAUAUGUCAGUUUGAAUUAAAUGCUUUUUAUAAAACGAUAGCACAAAUUGUUUAUUGAAAGGCAAUUGAAAGGGAAGUAUAGGCUAUAGUCAUGUGUCGGCGAGUGUGUUAACAAAUCUGGAAAAUUUGUGCAAGAAUUUUAAUGUCUUGGCAUAGUUUUGGAGAUAGAAAUCUGUAUGAACAAAUGAUGUAACCUAAUUUUAAGCUGCUUGACUUUAAGUUGUCUUUAAGAGAGUUCCAUGUCUGUGGUCGUUUAUAUCAAGCUGUGAAUAAGGAAAUUAAAAUUCUUUCUGUCGCCAGUGCAUAUUCACGAGACAUGAAACAGGGAACUGUCUGUUUGUUUACGACUUACGGCACGGGUAUUGUAAAUAUAAAAUAUUGAAUGUUAAAGAGUCACUGAUUUGACAGCUGUUCUUGCGGGUUCUCAUUACUUCUAGUUAUAUAUUAAUAAAAAUUAAAACUGUUUUUGCAGUAUACAUCACGUAUUCUAUAAACUUUUAUAUUUGCAUUUUGCUGUUUCUAUGGUUAAUAGCUUAGUCUAUUAUAUAACUGUAAUUUAAUAAGUUUAAUACUCUCUAUCGAGAAUUACUUUAAUGCCUCUAUACCUAUGCCAUGGAAAUAUUUUUAAUAUCAGUUGUAGUGCUGGGCGAUACUACAGUAAGUAGUUACAUAUACUCGGUAUUAUUUGCUACCAUGCAGUGAUGCAACAAAUAGCGGUCUCGGUGUCGACUGAAUACUGACGUGAUAUUGUUCGAUACUUGCUUGUUUUUUCAGUGAUUUGUUUGAUUUCAUUUAUCGGUUAAAUGAAGACACUCAUAAUUCAUAAAGCACUAAUUAAAAAUAACUUUAUUAACAUAUAGCCGGGAGGUUGGAUAUUGGUUGCCCUUGCACUAUUCACCUCUGGCCAAAAACAAAAUGUCUUCCCGUUUUGCUGCGGUGGCAGACGAGCAUUUUUUUUUACUAUAUGAAGCUGCAGUUCCAACUUCCACCAAACACAAAGAAAGCCUGAUUUUUUUGUUUAAUUAAAAGUGUAUGUAGCUAUAAUAAGCUAUUCUUUAAAGCUAUUUAUAAUUAAUAAAAUUACUAAAAGCUUGCAAAUGCUGUUUUGGUUUAGGCCGCGUUUACGCUAUAAUGUCACUACGACGCUAGUCGCUACAGCAAAUUUACCGUAGCGUAGUGAUUUGCAUCCGGAGUGCCAAACGUAAUAUAUGCUACGGCAAACCACUCCGUUAUAGUGUAAACACAAUAUACUAAGAAACAUAGUGAAUUUUUCUUGUAUACAGCUCCCGUAGGCUAACUAUUUUAGUUACGGGAGCUAUAUAUUGCUUUCAAAUUAAAAAUAUUUUCUACCUUUUCUUAAUUAUUCAAAAUUUGAGUUGUUGGUUUACUUACAACUUUGUGUAUACAUAGCUUACAUAGAGUAAUGAAAAUUAUUUUCCCGCUGACCAACAGAUAUAUGUCGAAAGUGAUUGAUACCAUGCAUAGCGGUUUUAAUUCUCACUUCUCGUAUCAAAAAAUGAAAUAUUGAACUCGGUUUGGUGUCGAAAUAGGCAUCGGUAUCGACCUAUAAUAAUCUUCAAAGGUAUCGAACGAAAAUAUAUUGGUUUGUCCAGUAAUAUAAUAAUAAGUUGGAUAUAAAGCGAAAUUUGAGUGGCUAAUACUAAUAGUAUACGCGUGCAUUCGAGAAUACUGCACUAUAUAUUGUAUAUGUGUUUCAUGCACUAAGAAAAAAACAUUCUACGAAGUGCAAAAGCCAGCUAACAACAUACAACGGGACAAUAACGGCAAAUAAAUGUUGUCUGAAUUAACAGCAAAACACAUUUUGUCUACAUAGUUUUACGCGUAAAAUUGACCAGUUCUUAUUUGAUGUUUUUCUCUUUAUAUUUGCUGACAAAAUACAAAUAGCCGAACAAAAUUUGUAAAAGCAAAAGGAAUGAAAACUAAACAGUUUAGAGGUGAUCGUCUCCGUCUGCUCAUAGAAAGGAGCCCGCCAUGCAGGAUUUUUUCUACUAGCAAAUAAAAACAGAGCAAAACUUCCGAUUCCAUGCAUGGUUCUCGGACAACAAAACAACAGAUUUUAGUCUGCCUAUCUUCACUGUUAAUUUCAAGGAAUUGGAUCAAAAGUGUUAUUAAAACUGUGACAGGAUAUUGAGGAUAAUACUUUUGGAGUUAAUUCAACUCCUUUUUUAAAAAAUUUUUGAAAAUCCAGUUGUCCGGUUAAGGGCUUGUUGCUAUAAGCCGUAAGUAAAACAUGCGCGUGACGUCACUGAUCACAUGUUUACGUUUUCCUCAUAACAACUUUAUUGGGCUACAGCGUUACAUUAAAAAGAUAUAACACAAGCAUAGAUUUUUCAAUAGCCCAAAAGGACUGAAGAUGCGAACGAGACGAUAAGUCACCUCUCGUAACAAUUACAGAAUGAACAGCAUAUAUAAAGCGACGAGUACUUGUUAAUAACAUAGAACAGAACGAACAAACCGAAGCAAAUGACGAAAGAUAUAAAGAUAACGGCUUAUUGUUAACCAUCAUCACUUGCCUCUAAUUAUUAGUUUGAAGGGGCUUAACCUCAGAGUUCACUCUAUGACGUAUGGCAAAAGCAGUCCCAUGCAGCGCCCUGUGCAACGCACAGACAAUGCGAAAGUUCCGUUAACCCAGUAUAAAUAUAUAAGUGAUUGACAAACUUUCAAAGAGCGACACACUGAAAAAUUAUUCGGUGCAGCUAGUACAUGAGUAAAAUAUUGUUCCAGAGCUCGACUAUACGGUUGAAAUAGUAUGCUUGGAAAGUGCUGGUUCGACAAUACGGAUUUUUAAGUUUUCUUUCUUGACCUAACCUAACCUAACCUAACCUAACGUUACCGCAGGUAUACAUGUAUCUGUAUGUCCAUUUCAGAGAAAGGUAAUGUUAACUAAUAUCAACAAAUUCUACAGUAAACGUCUCUCAAAAACAACUUUCAACAAAAUAAUUCUCUUUAGGAGGGUUUGCCAAGGUGAAGCUCGCCACUCAUCGUCUGACAAAUGAAAAGGUAUAAAUGAGAAGUCGCAAUAAUUAAAUUAUUUAAGUUACGGUAGUGAGUUGUGCUUAAAUAAGAAUACUUUUACAGUAUGGGGAAGAUUUUUUAAAAUAUCGUGGGACAUAUUUUGAACAGUCGUUAAGGUGACUCGCUAUUUACCAUUUAGGAUGGAAUUUUUGAACACUGGUUACUUGUUGAAAGCAAAUGGUAUCCGAGUUAUAGAAAAUGUUGUCUAAAGAGUAUAACAUUUUUAGCAAAAAUGACGUCAGUGCGGUUGCUAUAUAUAGCGAUUUCAAUAUGGCCGAACUUUUCCAAUUAGUGAAAAUAAUUGAAAUGUCAUGCUUAUCAUUGCAACGGCAGUGACGUCAUUUUUGUAAAAAUUUCAUACUAUAGGCGUUUUAUUACUAUUCGCUUUUCAACGAGUGACAACUGGUCAAAAAUUCAGCCCUAGGUCGAAAACUUCCAGUUGUUAAAAACAGGAGGGAACCACCUCAAAUAAAUAAUAAAGAGAAGUUCAUUUUAGUACAAAAUACGGAUGGUUUCAGGUUUCAUUCCCAUGCAUGCUUCAUAAAUUAGAGUGGUGGGAUCAUAAAGACGACUAAACAUGGUCGAUUAAGAACGACAAACAUACAUGUAAUUAAACUAGACGAAUAUUAAAAUCAUAUUGCGGUAACUAAAAUUGGAAAAUCUUUCAAUUACAUAUCCCAACAGGUUGAUCGGAAACCUGAAAUGCUGUAUACUACUUAAGGUCCAAUUUACAGGUUUUCAAUAUUACAAGUUUCGUAACGAUUUUCCACAUAGAAUAUAUUUGUUCUGACAAAUCCAGUGUCGGAACCGAUCUCCGUAGAUCAUAUAUAGACAGUUCUUAACUCUUUUUCCGCCAUAACUUUAUAGAUGGUAUAAAUGUCGAGCGUGUAUCCCAGGGGUUUCUGGGGAAGAAGGCAUAUUUUGCCACGGAAACAAGUGAAUAAACCCAAAAAUAUCGAAACUAUGUAAGCUUGGUGAACAUGAGAACAUGGUGAAACAUGGUGAGAACACAGACCUCGCACCCCCUGGGAGACCCUCAUUAGUAGCCUAAUGUGUUGCAUGUGGUGAUAAUGCAGUGAUAUAUCUAAUGCUGUAAAUUUUGUAGGUCGCCAUAAAAAUGAUGACGAAAGAAGCUCUUGCGGUUUGUAUUAUUAGUGAGCUUAAGCAAGCGACGUUUUUGACAACACGGACGUCGACCGGAAGUAAAGUUGACGUUUUUCACCAAUCACAACCCUUGACCCAGUCUUCUGACGUUACUCAUGCCGUUCGUGUUGUCAAAAACGUCACUUGCUUAAGCUCACUAUUUUGAUAUCUGAGGCUUGCAAUGGUCCUAACAUUACUCAUGACUGCCUUGGGGUGACGCUAUCUUCAUAACUGUAAGGAACUAACUCGAGCUCCAAAUUCAAUUUUCAAAACUUUGUUGAAUCGUGAGCUCAGGAAUUAGAGGUUAAUUUUAGGCGGUGGAACUAUCUUUCCAAAUCUCCUUACUAGCUAACACUUACUGGUUAAAAACUAAAAAUAAUCAUGUGGAGAUAGUCAUCUAAGCCUGGAGUUAAUGGCUGCGCCGGCGUGGACAAAGCUCCAGAUUCGAGGAUUGGCGGCUACCUCUGCAAAAAUAUAAUCUACAAGCAUGACAUUAUUUACUAAAUUGCCGGAUUAUGUUUUUCAUGUAAUAUUGUAAUAAAUUACCUGUUAAUAGGCGUUCAGCAUAUUAUGUCAACAUUUUUGGUCCUUCUGAGUCCGGACUGAUCAUAGCACAAGACAAAAUUAAUGUUAACUCUUUUACAAUGAUACAACCUAGACCAAGAGAACACCCGAAAAUAAAAAAAAUAAAGGAGAUGUUACAAUUUGAGACAAAUGCCUAGUUUCAUGAUUUGACUCGUGAUUUGACUUUGUGUUUUUGUUACAGCAUGAUCUACCACGUGUUUACACUGAAAUUGCCACCAUGAAAGAGUUGUGUCAUCAAAAUAUUUGUCAACUUUAUGAAGUUGUGGAAACGGAGGCGGAAAUUUUUAUGAUUUUAGAGGUACUUGUAUAUGAUAAUAAGGAGGUUCAGUUUUGACUACGAGCACGACAACAAGUAUACAAGAUUUUUCCCGCAAAAAGUAUAGCCAGCUUUCUGUUGACUUUGGCAAUUAUUAAGCUGUAGUCGACCUGUUGUUGAGCACGAGAUUUUAAUUAAACAAAUCUCCUACUCGGAUAACGAGUCUGUUUCAGGAAUUUACUGGUUUGUUGCUGCC